AUGUUAGACCUUGAAAACACGUUGAUGCGCUUGCCGGAGCCCAAAGACACCGGAGCAAAGGACGAGAAACGAUCAGUUAGUUUUGUGACGGUUUAUCGCCGGAAAAAAUAUUUGAAUCGCCCGUGUUACUUCGAGGACGAAGAUGCGGUUCAAAUAUCUUUCGGUCCAUCGCGGAGUCUUGCGCGACAUUGUUACUUGCCGGAUACCGUGGAGCGUGGGAUUCAGAAUAUUCCGCAUAGUGCGGAGGACGAGGCGAAUACGGAAGCCUUGCAAUUUGCGUCGGAGGGAGUUUUGCAUGCGGAAGGCGGAUGGCCCAAGGAUAUAAGUUACCAAAAUUCGGAGCAAACAAGUCGUUACAAGCGGAAAAUUGAGAAAACGGAGGAAUAUAUUUCGCAAAUGUCGAAUUUGACACAAACGAUGAUGCAUAUGAUCAAGCAAAAUAAUGCUGUGAAUAUUUAUCAGAAUUAUUUUGAAGAGAUUGAACCGUUGGAACUGACGGAAAAUUACUCGAGUCGAACUAUUACUGUUUUUCAUGAGCACGGGGAUAUUCAUCGCCCCGUCACGAACAUCGCAUGGAAUUUCGAGGUAAACACUCAAUUCGCCGCCGCCUUUUCCGACAAAUUUCAAUUCAACAAGCCCGCAGCGACGUACAUCUGGGACAUUGACAACCCGAAUGUGCCUCUUCUCACUCUAACUUCUUCACAUCCGGCGCCCUGCGUCGAAUAUAACCCCAAAGAUUCGCACAUUUUGGCAAGCGGCAUGAAUUCCGGGCAAGUCGUUGUGUGGGAUUGUCGCAUCAGCAGCAACGAGCAACUCGUGUCGAAUCACGAAUUCAGUCAUCGGGACCAAAUUAAUUGCUUGGUGUGGUUUCAGUCGAAGACAAACAGCGAAUUUUUCACCGGUUCAACUGAGGGACAGUUGUGCUGGUGGGACAUACGGAAAAUUGACAAACCAACUGAUCGAAUUUUUCUCGAUCCGAUGAAAAGUGAUCCGGGAAAGUUGUCGCGUGCGUUUGCGAUUUCGGCGAUUGACUCGGAUCCGAGUAUUGCGACAAAGUAUAUGGCGGGAACGGAGCAAGGAGUGCUUUUUACAUGCAAUCGCAAGGGAAAAACUCCAAACGAAAAAAUCACAUCUCGCGUCAAAUGUCACUACGGAGCAAUUUGUUCGGUAAUGCGAAGUCCUCAUUUCAUCAAAAAUUACAUGACAGUCGGGGAUUGGCAGGCAAAAAUAUGGACUGAAGACAACAAAGACACGUCAAUUGUGUGGACCAAAGAAUAUUUUUCGCAGCUAACAUGCGGCGUGUGGAGCGAAACACGUUGCGCGGUUUUCUUCGUGGGUCGCAUCGAUGGCAUGGUUGACGUUUGGGACAUUGUGCAAGACCUUAACAAGCCAGUUUACAGCAUCAAAAUCUCCGACUAUCCGGUUUUGAGUUUGAAACAUCACAAAGAAGGAAAAUAUAUAAUUGUGGGAACGAGUGACGGGCAUGUUCAUUUACAAGAAUUGAGUGAUAAUUUGGUUCAUACUUACAGUAACGAGCGUCAAUUAAUGGCUUCCAUGUUGGAACGUGAGACGAAACGUGAACGCUUUCUGGAGAUCCGUAUUCGAGAAGUCAAGCUACGUGAAAAAGAGUUGCGUCGCGAAAAGGAACUCGCACGUGCUCAAUACGAAGAAGACAAGGCGACGGAGAAGGACAACGUUGAAAUCGCCGAAAAAGCCUUCAUGACUGUCAUUGAAGCUGAAAUUAAACGUCGAGAGGGUAUAUAUCAACGAUUAAAUAUUCCCUUUUAA
Molecule: messenger RNA, 1788 nt
Organism: Culicoides brevitarsis
Lineage: Eukaryota; Metazoa; Arthropoda; Insecta; Diptera; Ceratopogonidae
Product: dynein intermediate chain 3, ciliary-like
Exons: 5
Coding region: 1-1788 (595 amino acids)
Biological process (GO): cilium movement; outer dynein arm assembly
Cellular component (GO): outer dynein arm
Molecular function (GO): dynein heavy chain binding; dynein light chain binding
Source: RefSeq, a predicted model, not a curated record